Moneuplotes crassus is the source of this 2369-nucleotide messenger RNA. The record is from the annotation of a GenBank genome assembly. NCBI's taxonomy places the organism in Eukaryota, Ciliophora, Spirotrichea, Euplotida, Euplotidae.
UAAGCAUGUUCUAUAGUAGCGAUUCUUCCGCGGAAGGGAACAAAGAAAGGAAAUAUUGGAAAUAUAUUCAGGAGCAUAAUAACGCUGAUACUUCAAGUGAGAAGUUAGAUCCUGAAAUCAUCUCCAGUUUUCUUAACAAUAGUAAUAAUUACAAAUCAGUUGAUUUCACAAAUUCGCAUUCAGCAGAUAUGAUAAUCAAGGAAAUCGCUAAGUCAUUCCUUGCACAGAAAGAGGUUUUGCCAGACAAGUCCUUCUUCAGUCCUGAAAAGGACCAAAGUCUUCUAUCUCGUAGAGAGCUUGAGAUAUUUGACAAUAGCAUUCAGAUGAAUUCGAGCAUGAAGAUUAACAAAGAGGAUGGGAAAGAUAACAAAUCAAGCUUCUCAGCUUCAAAGAUUAGCAGGAAUAAGCCUACUGAUUAUAUCGAAGAUACUGACUCUAAAAUAACUAAAAAACCAAGAAAGAGUAAAAAAGACAUCCAAAAUAAUUUCCUCAAAGACUUAAUUACGCACAAGAGGAAGAAUCAGGAGGCUUCUGGGAAAGUACCUUCCUUGGAUAAGCCAGACCAGAAACAAACGACGACACAUCAGCUUGUUAAAAACAUGUUUAAUAAAACUCUGGAUAUUAAUAAUCACCUGCAGAAUGAUAUAAGUCAGGGACUUGAUACUGAAAAAUACCAGGCCUCCCAAGCAUGCUCAGGAUGUGAGACCAAAAAGAGGAAUUCCAAGCCAACACAUAGUAAAUCAAGGAGGUCAAUGGAGUCUAGAUUGCUUAAUGUGAACUCCUCAAAAUUGAAAGUUAAAAAUUUUAGCUCAAAGAAAAGUACUCAAGCAAGGAGCUAUAUAAAGGAUGGAAAAAUGCUUAGUACAUAUAAACACAUGAAUACUAAAUCAACUGGGAUGAUACAGCCAUUUAGCGAAGUUAUUUAUGAAGGCAAUGAAUCAUGAGAACUCAGUAACUCAAAGAAUAGUCUAUACUCCUCAAAUAUACCUAGGUUUGGUAAUAAUACUACCAACCGAAAGAUAGGAUCGAACAAGGCAGUCACUAAGUUUAGAAAUGAUUAUCUGAAGAAGAAAAGGAGGAUGAAGACAUUAAACUCCACUCAUAGUUUGAAAAAGUCAGCUUCCUCUAGCAAGUCUUUUUCAUCUCUGAAUUCGAAGCAAGUUUAUAUGAGUAAAAAUGUGGAGAAAGAUCAGAAGAAUAAUUCUGGAAUUGCCAGUAUUGGUAAUGAGAAAGGAAUCAGAAAAUGAGAGAUUAAGCUGAUUAAUAAAUCUGAUGAGGGUGCUGUUGGGACCAAUUUUAGUUCAAGAACUUCAUGACUACAAAGAUACAGGUCACAAUCCCAUUUACCAUCAACUGAAUGCUUUUCCAAAACUGAGAGUCAAAUUCUUCAUGAUGAAAUUCAAAACCUUGAGGUGAAGAUCUCAGUACUUGAAGGAAAAUUAUGACAAGAGCAGAAAAAUUCAAUAAUAAAGCAGGAGAAGAUGAAGGAGGAGUUUCAAGCACAACUAAGCAAGAAGGACCAAGAGCUAAAAGUCUCAAGGGAUCAAAUAUCACAACUCUUAAGGAUCAUUGAACAGAUGACAAAUUCUCAAAAGUUGCGGUCUGGUCAAUCGAAAAUUUCAGAAUCUAAUGAAACUCAGUGAAUAAAAGUCAAAGAGAAUUUUGAAGUUUCUUCAAGCGAUUUAACUAAUAAACAGGUAGAUAUUAACUCAGAUGGCACUUAUUACAUCAAAGAAGGUAACUAUGGGAAUAUAAAAUUGAAAGAGCUUGACUGAGGAAGCUAUGAUAGUGAUAAAAUGAGUAUUCCAGGACCUUCACCUACUUUAAGUAACAUCUCAGAAGGAAUAGCAGGCAUUUACUCUUUGAAUGUCAACGAAGUUCAAAGAAAUAUAGUUAAGACCAGCGAAAACCUCUUUGGUCAUCCUCGUAACUCUAUGAGUAAAUAAGUUUGUCUAUGAGGGAAAUGAUAUGAAGAAAAAGGCACAAGAAAGAAUUUCGGUGACAGCAAGACCAAGUAUCGAUGAAAAUGAACCAGGAAAUUCUAUUUUAAAGAAGCUUGAAAGUCUUAGGACUCCCUCUUCCAAAAUAUUCAAGAAAAUCUUAAAAGACGAGUCCAAACUAGAAUAUAAAGAGAAAAUUUUUGAAGAUAGUAGUGAUGAAUCAAAGAAUCAAGCACAAGCUCUUCCAAGCAGCACUUGAUUAUCAACUCAGUUUAUGAAGAAAAGCUCGUAUCCUUUAUCAAGAGAACAAAGCGUGAGUAGCACGAAGCCAGUUUUUGGAAAGAUUCCUCGUCAAAAGGUUAUUAAUCUUGAUGACCUCUCUUAGAAGAAAAUUUUUCAUCUGUUAACUAAAAAUAUGUUAUUCAAUUU